AUGUUUUCAAGUAGAAUUGUCGCUGCUGAUUUUUACCUCGCCAAACCCAUUCAAAAAUUGGAUGCAUGUUACUCGGAUUUUCGACGAUGCCCAACCAAACGAGUUCCGGUCGUUCGAAUAUUUGGUGCUACACCGGCUGGCCAAAAGACUUGCCUUCAUGUACAUGGCGUUUUCCCCUAUCUUUAUGUCCCUUAUGAUGGUAGUCUGCCUGUUAGUAAAUACUUAUUAGAGUUUGCUAAUAGCAUCGAUAAAGCUAUUCAUGUCGCUACCGGUGUCAAAUCAACCGAUCAGGAUACAUCGAAUAUGGCUUGGCAACAAGUCGUUUUUAAAAUAGCCAUCGUCAAUGGAAUGCCCAUGUAUGGAUACUACAACGAAGAAAAACAGUUUAUGAAGAUUUAUUUAUAUAAUCCAAAUCUAGUAGGGAAGGUUGCAGAGUUAUUAUUAGCCGGUGCUAUCAUGAAUAAAGUCUUUCAACCGCACGAAUCGCAUAUUCCAUUCAUUUUGCAAUUUUUCAUCGAUUAUAAUUUAUAUGGGAUGAACUUAAUCAAGCUUGCUGUUGUUAAAUUUCGCGCCCCAUUGAAUGAAGAUAGUGAGUAUUUCAGAAUUGAUUUAGGAAUAAAUCCUGGUAUUAAAGCAAUAUGGGAUGACGAAAUUCAACGUAGAAAGAAUAAAGGCGAAUCCUCACAGCUAACGCCGCCGGCUUCUCAAGGUAAAAUUGAUUAA
Molecule: messenger RNA, 723 nt
Organism: Trichoplax adhaerens
Lineage: Eukaryota; Metazoa; Placozoa; Uniplacotomia; Trichoplacea; Trichoplacidae
Exons: 5
Coding region: 1-723 (240 amino acids)
Biological process (GO): error-prone translesion synthesis; double-strand break repair via homologous recombination
Cellular component (GO): zeta DNA polymerase complex; nucleus
Molecular function (GO): DNA-directed DNA polymerase activity
Source: RefSeq, a predicted model, not a curated record